Messenger RNA from Drosophila bipectinata, 1663 nucleotides. RefSeq names its product UDP-glycosyltransferase UGT5-like. Lineage: Eukaryota; Metazoa; Arthropoda; Insecta; Diptera; Drosophilidae. Gene Ontology annotation, molecular function: UDP-glycosyltransferase activity. The record is from RefSeq and is a predicted model, not a curated record.
GUUGAAGAAAACACAUGGCCGCGAUUAGAAAUUUUGUGGCCAUUGUGGCCUUGUGCCUGGUGGCCACUACCCAUGGGGCCAACAUCGUGGGUCUUUUUGCCAGCCUGAGUCCCUCCCACUUGGUUAUCCAGAUGUCCAUGGCCCGAAUUUUGGCCGAAAGCGGCCACAAUGUUACAGUGGUGACUGCCCUGAAGCCGCCGUUCCUGCCGAAGAAUAUCACCCACAUCCAAGUGCCCCUUUCGGAGGAUGAAAAGCAGGCCUUCAAUUCCGUUUUUGCUGACUCGGCCAAGACAGAUAACACUAACCCGUUUUUGCAAAUGCUCCAACGAGUGGGAAAAAUGAGCAGUGCCUUUUCCAAGACUGCCAAGGUUAUGGAUCACCAGCUGGUUAAGGAUCUCUACGAAAACAAGGACAAUAAGAUCGAUCUGGUCAUUGUAGGAUAUUUUAUGAGCAGCUUCCACUUCACUUUGGCGCACAGGCUGAAGGUGCCACUUGUGUUAGCUCUCUCCAAUCCCCCAAACUUUCUGGGCCACAUCUUGGCCAACCCCAGAGAACUCUCCUAUGUGCCGGCAAUGACUACGACAAUCAAAGCAGGCGAAGUAAUGGGUAUUGGCAAGCGUUUUGCCAACCUUUUGGGUGCCUUGGGGCACUUUGCAUUUAUGUCCAUUAUUGAGUACAACAACGAAAAGACAUACAGGGACAUGUAUCAGGAUGAUCCUACUCUUCCCGCUUAUGGGGAAUUGGCAAAAAAUAUUUCCCUUAUAUUCUUUUCCUCUCACGGAAUCAGCGAAGGACCUAUUAGGCCCAAUGUGCCCGCAGUGAUUGAGGUGGGGGGCAUACAGGUCAAGGAUCAGCCAGAUCCCUUGCCCCAGAACUUGCAGGAUUUUCUCACUGACACUCCCCAUGGGGCCAUCCUUCUGAGUUUGGGCUCAAAUCUGAAAGGAGCUCAUCUGAAACAAGAUUCGGUGAAGAAGAUGUUCAAUGUGCUCUCGAAACUGAAGCAGAAGGUCAUUUGGAAGUGGGACGAUCUUGAAAAUCUGCCCGGCAAGUCGGAGAACAUUCUCUUCGCCAAGUGGCUUCCCCAGGACGACAUCCUGGCGCAUCCCAACAUCAAGAUGUUCAUAACCCACGCCGGAAAGGGCAGUGUCACCGAAGCCCAGUACCACGGAAAACCCAUGUUGGCCCUGCCAGUUUUCGGAGACCAGCCCGGUAAUGCUGCUGACAUGAAGCUGCAGGGCUUUGGUGUGAUUGAAAGCUUGGUCAACCUGGAGGAGGAGUCCUUUGCCGCGGGCAUCAAGGAGGUGCUGGAGAAUCCCAAAUAUACCAUAGCAGUUAAAAAGUUCUCCGAAUUAUACCGCGAUCGCCCGCUGAGUGCUCGGGAUACUCUAGUGUACUGGGUGAACUACGUAAUUCGCCACCAUGGAGCCCCCCAUCUGCAAAGUCCAGUUGUGCACAUGAGCUUCAUAGCCGCCAAUAAUUUGGAUAUAUAUGUUAUUAUUGUUGGCACGCUCUUGGCCAUAUUCCUUGCCGUAAGAUUUGUUUUUCGGCUAGUUAUAAAAAAGAUCAAGGGUUCACCAAAGGUUCCAAAACACAAAGCGAAAAAGCAUUAGUUUUUUGUAAAUAAUAGUACUUAAAUACAUUUUUAGAAAAUUUUUAAGUCUCA